AUGGCUGCGCCUAGUCAGAAGCUGUCUAAGAACCAAUUGCGCAGACAGAAAAAGAAAGCAGAAAAGCAAGCACAAUCCACAGAUACGCGAAAUUCGGAUCGUCUCAAGCAGGAACCUUCGCCAGAGCCUAAGGAUGAACCCUCGACACCUGAGUUACCAGCUCAGAAUGGCAAGAGGGUUGCAGAGCCGCUGGUCGUUGACGACAGCAAUCCGCUCUUCGACAUGUAUAAAGAUGUGAUGGGAAAAUUUGAGGAUGAGGAAAAGCAAGACCCUGUUUUGAAAGAGGCAGAUAAGCCUGAAGUCUACUUCGAUGACGAGAACGACAACGUAUACGACGAGGAAGAGGAAGAGGCUGGCAUGCAAAAGAUCUCUAAAAAGAAACGGAAAGAGCAGUCCAAGUUGUCCGUGGCCGAGCUGAAAGCAUUGGUACGAAAGCCUGAUGUGGUAGAAUGGACAGACACUUCCGCUCAGGAUCCUAAGAUGUUGGUACAUCUGAAGUCGUAUCGCAACGUGGUGCCAGUGCCAACGCAUUGGUCCUUAAAGAGAGAAUAUCUAUCAUCGAAACGUGGUAUUGAGAAAGCUGCAUUUUCUCUGCCAAAAUUCAUCCAAGAAACUGGUAUCGCGGAGAUGAGAGACGCAGUAUUAGAGAAGCAGAACGAAGCGUCUCUCAAGCAGCAACAGCGAGCACGAGUUCAACCUAAGAUGGGCAAGCUCGAUAUUGAUUACCAAAAGCUUUACGAGGCCUUUUUCAAAUUUCAGACGAAACCGGAACUUACUCGAUAUGGCGAGGUCUACUAUGAAGGGAAAGAGUACGAAACCAAUCUGAGACAUCUGCGACCAGGUGAACUCUCCGACGAGCUGAAAGAAGCACUAAACAUGCCACCUGGUGCUCCUCCACCAUGGCUAAUCAACCAGCAAAGAUAUGGCCCGCCACCAUCUUAUCCUGCUCUCAAAAUUCCUGGACUCAACGCACCACCUCCACCAGGUGCUUCUUGGGGCUUUCAUCCUGGAGGUUAUGGUAAACCGCCAGUCGAUGAGGCCACGAACAGACCACUCUACGGGGGCGAUAUCUUUGGAGUCUUGCAACAGCAACAACAAACGCAACAAGGCGAACCAGUAGAGAAGGAUCUGUGGGGAGAACUACAGGCGGCAGAAGAAUCUGAAGAAGAGGAAGAAGACGAAGAGGAAGCUGAGGAUGAGGAUGAAGAGGAGGGCGGAGCGGGCUUACAGACACCGUCUGGUACCCAGACAGCAGCAGGCUUGCAAUCUUCAGUACCGACUGAUAUUGGUGGUACCGAGACGGUGUCAGAGUUUGACCUGAGAAAGAGGAGAGGCACAGAAACCGAGGAAUCUUCACAGCCACGGUCUGCAUAUACAGUUGUGCCGGAACGACAAACACGAGUGGAGGGAUUCUUUGGUGGUGACAGGGCAUAUGAUUUGAAGGCGGCACAGCAAGGCAACAUACCUGUGCUGGGUCAAGAAGAGUCGAGAAAGAGAAAGAAGCCAGGCGACGUUGAGGUAUCAAUGAACCCAGAUGAUUUAGCAGCAAGAGACGGACUUGAUAAAGAAGAUGUGCGCCGAGCAUAUGAUGAGCAGCGGAAGACCGAGCAGCCAUUCGGGCGAGAGUUCCAGGAGGAUUUGUCGGAUAUGAUUGCUACAGAAUCAAGAAAGAGACAAAAGCGCGAUGAAGAGCGGCGGCAUAAACGAUAA
Messenger RNA from Lithohypha guttulata, 1710 nucleotides. RefSeq lists its product as uncharacterized. Gene Ontology annotation, cellular component: nucleus. Lineage: Eukaryota; Fungi; Ascomycota; Eurotiomycetes; Chaetothyriales; Trichomeriaceae. The record is from RefSeq and is a predicted model, not a curated record. The transcript has a single exon. Bases 1 to 1710 code for a protein of 569 amino acids.